Messenger RNA from Episyrphus balteatus (marmalade hoverfly), 1520 nucleotides. RefSeq names its product succinate--CoA ligase [GDP-forming] subunit beta, mitochondrial (gene ScsbetaG). Gene Ontology annotation, molecular function: succinate-CoA ligase (GDP-forming) activity; ATP binding. The record is from RefSeq and is a predicted model, not a curated record. Bases 57 to 1307 code for a protein of 416 amino acids. Gene Ontology annotation, biological process: tricarboxylic acid cycle; succinyl-CoA metabolic process. The transcript has 4 exons. Lineage: Eukaryota; Metazoa; Arthropoda; Insecta; Diptera; Syrphidae. Gene Ontology annotation, cellular component: mitochondrion; succinate-CoA ligase complex.
UUUAUUUAAAAUGACUUAACAAUUGGAAUCAAUUUCACAGAUAAAUCAACCCAAAAAUGCUUCCAGUUAUACGCCAAUGUGCCAGUCGAGUUAUUUAUCAAAAAGUAAAUUGUGUUCCAGUUCGGUAUCUUAACCUCUUGGAAUAUCAAAGUAAAGAUCUUUUACAAAAAUACGCGGUAUCAAUUCAAGAGUUCAAAGUUCUCGAUGAGAAAAUCGACAGUACUGUGCUCAAAGAGUUUGAAUGUCCAGAAUACGUUGUUAAAGCACAAAUUUUAGCCGGUGGAAGAGGCAAAGGUCAUUUUGAUAAUGGAUUUAAGGGAGGUGUUCACAUAACAAAGAAAAAAGCCGAAGUCCUUGACUUGACGAAAAAAAUGAUUGGACAUCGUCUCAUCACAAAACAAACCCCAAAAGACGGCAUCCAAGUCAAAAAAGUGAUGGUUGCCCGCAGUGUAAAUAUUAUUCGUGAAACCUACCUCUGCAUUCUGAUGGAUCGGGAACACAAUGGUCCCGUCCUUAUAGCUUCUCCAGCUGGUGGAGUUGAUAUUGAAGCCGUAGCCGAACAAACUCCUGAAAAGAUACUCACAAUUCCCAUUGGCAUUGAAACAGGUUUAACACGUGAACAAAGUCUAAAGGUCGCCCAAUUCUUAGAGUUCAAAGGCGAUCUGGUCGACAAAUGUGUAAAAGAAGUUGAAAAACUGUGGGAACUUUUUAAAAAUGUCGACGCUGUUCAAAUUGAAAUCAAUCCUUUGGCUGAGACAGAUGCUGGUGAAGUGAUCUCAGUGGAUGCCAAAUUGAAUUUCGAUGAUAAUGCUCAAUUUCGUCAGAAGGAUAUCUUUGAAAUGGAAGACACAAGCGAAUCUGAUCCCAGAGAAGUGGAAGCUGCACAACACAGUUUGAACUAUGUUGCAAUGGAUGGCAAUAUUGGUUGUUUGGUGAAUGGCGCUGGUCUCGCCAUGGCCACAAUGGACAUCAUUAAACUAAAUGGAGGAAGUCCAGCGAAUUUCCUUGAUGUUGGUGGUGGAGUGAAGGAAAACCAAGUUCUUGAAGCUUUUAAAAUUCUUACAUCUGACCCAAAUGUCAAAGCUAUUAUGGUCAAUGUUUUCGGUGGAAUUGUAAACUGUGCGACAAUUGCUAAUGGUGUUGUUGCUGCAUCAAAAGCACUUAAUUUGAAUGUGCCACUUGUUGUUCGUCUCGAAGGAACAAAUGUCGACGAGGCUCGUAAUAUUCUUAAGAAUUCUGGUCUACCCAUUAAAACGGCGACAGAUUUAGAUGAUGCUGCACAAAAAGCAGUGCAAGCAUUGAAUUAAAUUGACUGGUUUUUGUGUGUGUUAAGAUUUUAAGAUAGUUCAACUUUUUUUGUAUACCUCUCUUGUUAUAGUUUACGAGUAUGUAUGACCUUACAAUAGUUUUCUUUUGCACUCAACAUGAUUUAAAGUUUAUAAUGGGUUAAGACAAAAUGUGUUUCUUAUCAAAAUGUUCCUUUCUUAUGUUAAAACUUUUUUUUAUUAAUUUUUGGUAUU